Messenger RNA from Necator americanus (New World hookworm), 1179 nucleotides. RefSeq lists its product as uncharacterized. The coding region runs from base 1 to 1179 and encodes 392 amino acids. NCBI's taxonomy places the organism in Eukaryota, Metazoa, Nematoda, Chromadorea, Rhabditida, Ancylostomatidae. The transcript is spliced from 4 exons. The record is from RefSeq and is a predicted model, not a curated record.
AUGACGAUCUGUACUUAUGACGCACGUACGCUUGCAUCGGAAACGGCCGUAGAACAUCUGAUGAUGCAAGGCAAGAAGAUUAAGUACGACGUCAUCGUACUGAUCGAGACGAGAUUACGUCGUUCUCUCAACACAGUACAUGAAACUGGAGAAGAGUUGUUCUUAGGAACAUGCGACAAUAGGAGCCAAGAACUCACGUCCGAGCUAGCAAGGCUUUACAGAGAGACGAUAAAGGGAGACCUUAACGAGAGAAGAGCAGAAGUGCUGGCUGCAGAGGCGGGGAAAAGGAUCCGCUAUGCCCGUCGAGGCUUCGCCUGUUGCAAGACGAGGAUGACUGCCGACAGCCACGUCCACUUGCCUCCUCACUAUCUGAGAGAAGAUGGACAUGUCAUUCCAAAGAUUCUCCCGUCCGAAGUACGACAUGCUAUCAUGUCGGUAAGAAGUCGUACGGCACCCGGCUCGUUAGACCUGUCGGAAUGCAAGGUUAAUAAACAGAGAAAGACCAGCAAGACCGUGUUGUUGUGUAAAAAGGGAGAUCCGGAUGACAUCGGCAGCUAUCGCCCAAUCUGUUUACUGUCCGUCAUCUACAGGCUCUUUAUAAGAGUGAUUCUGAAGAAGUCUUGGAUGAAGGACAGCUAUGCAGCAAGCAUUCUCACUGUUUCAACGCUCAUUGAGGUAUCAGGAGAGUACAAGACCCUUCUCACCUUCAUCGACUUGAAUAAGGCCUUCGACUCAGUUGAGAAGGAAGCGAGCAAUUUCACGGCCGGAAUUCCGCCAUUCUACAACGAUGUCAUAAGCAACGUGAAGAAAGGGGUUCGUAAGGGUGAUACAAUCUCACCAAAAAUUUUCACAGCCACUCUCGAGAACACAAUGCAAAAGCUAGAAUGGGACGACAUGGUAGAGAAGGUUGAUCGUCGGCAGCUACACCAUUUGCGCUUUGCUGAUGACAUCGUACUGAUAACACCUAGCAUCAAAGAAACGGAACGAAUGCUGACCGAAUUCGACGAAACAUGUGGAUGCAUCAGUAUUCAGCUGAAUCUGCAAAAGACGGUGUUAAUGCGCAACGGAUGGGUCUCGAAUGCGCCGUUCAUGCUCAACGGUACGAACACAUCCGAAUGCAAAAGCUACUUUUAUCUGGGAAGGGAACUGAACAUGAUGAACGACCUGCCUCCGAGCUAG